Messenger RNA from Oncorhynchus keta (chum salmon), 3780 nucleotides. RefSeq names its product aryl hydrocarbon receptor nuclear translocator 2-like. The record is from RefSeq and is a predicted model, not a curated record. NCBI's taxonomy places the organism in Eukaryota, Metazoa, Chordata, Actinopteri, Salmoniformes, Salmonidae. Gene Ontology annotation, molecular function: DNA-binding transcription factor activity, RNA polymerase II-specific; protein dimerization activity; RNA polymerase II cis-regulatory region sequence-specific DNA binding. Gene Ontology annotation, cellular component: nucleus; aryl hydrocarbon receptor complex; transcription regulator complex. Gene Ontology annotation, biological process: regulation of transcription by RNA polymerase II.
GUCUCGCGGUGUUUAGACACCUUUCAGACAUCUUGCAUUUUUCAGUCUGAAAGAACGAAUUUAUAAAAUACCGUUGACUUCAUCUGGCCAAGCGAACCCGAAAUAACAGGGCCUUUAUUGUUGAUAUUCGUGACUUAUUUGUAUUUCGACCGAAUGCAUGUGAGGCUAUAGGUGGCUGAACCGAGAGCUCGCGUGCCAAACCACUGAGCGGAUUGUCUCUCCCGGGGCUCUCGAGCCGUAUUGUGCGUCAUUUUCAUAGCUGCAUCUUGUUUUUCUAUCGAGGCAACAUGGCAACUCCCGCCGCGGUCAAUCCAUCGGAGAUGGGCAGUGAGUUGCCGGGGCCCGUUACUAUGCCGGGGGCGGUGGUGGGGGCGGGCCAAGUGAGGAUGGGCGGAGCCAUGCCGGGCCGUGGGGGCAAGAGGAGAUCCGGAGGGAUGGACUUUGAUGACGAGGAUGGGGAAGGACCAAGUAAAUUUUCAAGAGAGAACCACAGCGAGAUAGAGCGGCGUCGCCGUAACAAGAUGACCCAGUACAUCACGGAGCUGUCGGACAUGGUGCCCACCUGCAGCGCUCUGGCCCGCAAGCCAGACAAACUGACUAUCCUCCGCAUGGCCGUGUCCCACAUGAAGUCCAUGAGAGGGACCGGGAACACGUCCACUGACGGGGCGUACAAGCCCUCCUUCCUGACCGAACAGGAGUUGAAGCACCUCAUCCUGGAGGCGGCCGACGGCUUCCUGUUUGUGGUCGCCGCGGAGACGGGCCGCGUGAUCUACGUGUCUGACUCUGUGACACCGGUGCUCAACCACCCGCAGUCGGAGUGGUUUGGCAGCACGCUGUAUGAGCAAGUGCAUCCUGACGACGUGGACAAGCUGCGGGAACAGCUCAGCACCUCAGAGAAUUCCAUGACAGGGCGUAUCCUGGACCUGAAGACGGGAACAGUGAAGAAAGAGGGGCAACAGUCAUCUAUGAGGAUGUGCAUGGGCUCCAGACGAUCCUUCAUCUGCAGAAUGAGAUGUGGCAGCACCCCACUGGACCACAUCUCUCUCAACCGACUGUCCAACAUGAGGAAGAGAUACAGGAACGGUCUGGGACCCUCGAAGGAGGGAGAGGAUCAGUACUCUGUGGUGCACUGUACCGGCUACAUCAAAGCAUGGCCCCCAGCAGGUAUGACCAUACCAGAAGAAGACACAGAGGCAGGACAGACCAGUAAAUACUGCCUUGUAGCCAUCGGAAGACUGCAGGUGACCAGUUCUCCCGUUUCCAUGGAUAUGAACGGCCUGACGGUUCCCACGGAGUUCCUGAAUCGCCACAACUCCGACGGCAUCAUCACUUUCGUGGACCCGCGGUGCAUCAACGUGAUUGGAUACCAGCCUCAGGAUCUGCUGGGGAAAGACAUCCUGGAGUUCUGUCACCCAGAGGACCAGAGUCACCUGAGAGAGAGCUUUCAACAGGUGGUAAAGUUGAAAGGCCAGGUGCUGUCUGUAAUGUACAGGUUUCGUAUGAAGAACAGAGAGUGGAUGUUAAUCCGCACCAGCUCCUUCACCUUCCAGAACCCCUACUCCGAUGAGAUCGAGUACAUCAUCUGUACCAACACCAACGUCAAGCAGCUCCAACAGCAGCAGCAGGCAGAGCUGGAGGUCCAUCAGAGAGACGGCCUGACAGCCUACGACCUAUCACAGGUGCCCGUUCCCAGUGUGGGAGGAGGGGUUCACGAGGCGGGCAAGAACACUGACAAGACGGACACCAUGUUCUCACAGGAGAGAGACCCACGCUUUGCUGACAUGUACUCCGGCAUCUCUGGCUCUGGUGAGAAGAAGAUGAUGGUUCCUUCGUCUACAGCGGGAGGUCAGCAGCUCUACUCCCAGAACUCUCCCUUCCAGCCCGGACACUCUGCCAAGAGCUUCAGCUCCUCAGUGAUACAUGUCCCAGGGGUGAACGAUAUCCAGCCGUCGGGAUCGUCCAAUCAGAACCUAGCUCAGAUCUCCAGACAGCUCAACCCAGGACAGGUGGCCUGGACUGGCAACAGACCCCCGUUCUCUGGCCAGUCCACUAAGGCCCAGUCCAGUCCGUUUGGGAUAGGCUCCGGCCACAGUUACCAAGGAGACCCAUCUUCCUAUAGCCCCCUGUCCUCCCCUGCCACCUCAUCGCCCAGCGGCAAUGCCUACUCUGGACUGGCCAACCGGAGCACGGCGUUCGAUGUGUCAGGAGAGGGUAGUCAGAGUGGGGGUCAGUUCCAGGGUCGGCCCAGUGAGGUCUGGUCCCAAUGGCAGAACCAGCACCAUGGCCAACAGGGAGGAGAGCCACACUCUCACCCCAACCCCUCCCAGACAGAGGUGUUCCAGGACAUGUUGCCGAUGGCAGGAGACCCAACACAAGGAACAGCCAACUACAACAUUGAAGACUUUGCUGAUCUGGGCAUGUUCCCUCCCUUCUCUGAGUAGAACCCUUUAACGUUCUAUCAAUGGAACACUGCUCUGUUCUUCCACUAGAACCCUCUGAUAGAGGAAAAGGAAUAGAACACAAUGUGCUGGUUCCUUCAUGGCUCCCCAACCUCACACACACACACAGUGAAUGUCCAGAUGCACCCUCUCAUAAACACACACACACUCUGACACAUACCUGUUUCCUUUACGAGAAGAGAGUUGGUUCUAUAGAAGACUGGUACAUUGCUAGUGGUGUACUGACCUUUUCCUUUGUAAUAAUGUCUUCUUCAUUCACUUAAAUGAUGCCUGUUCUUUUAACAAAGGCUUGUGAAUUUAAAGGUGCAAUCUGUAACUUUCAUUUCCCCUAGUGGCAUCUUGAAGUACUACAAAAUAUGCCAAGAAGCAGUAAAAAAAUACAAAGCCUUGAAAAUUCACCAGUGCAAAUUCACCCCCUUCCGUUUGCAAACAAUUGCAGAGGCAGGCAGCACUUUGUGGGGGAAACAAAAAUUACAGAUUGUACCUUUUAAGCUGCCAAUAUCCACUUUGCACUCCACUCUGCCAAACUGCUCCAGGCUAAGAGACACUCACCACGCUGAUCAAUGUUGGUACCAUCGAUACAUAUUAUCAUACAGUAUGUCACUGCUGCUCCUCCCUCAGUAUUACAUUAAGCUUUAUGCUGUAAAUUAUACCUAUAUGUAGUGAUGUUCAUAACACCUAGAUAAAACCUACGGAAGUCUAGAAGGAUUCUGUGUAGAAAAAAUACAAAUAAAGAUUCCACUCACCGGCAAAAGUCGCAAAGCUACAAUGCUUAUGUGCACUUCAUCGAAGCUAACCGCUAAAACUCACCAGCUUGCUAAAAAGGGAAAAGCGCCAUACCGCCAAAGCAACGCAGUACAGUAUAUAUACUAGUUUAGUGUAUCCUUGUGGCUCUCGCUGCUCUACUUUAUAACUUUAUUAUAUUAUUCUCUUUUCUGAUUAUUAACAGAGACUGAAUUCUACUUUAUAGCGAGGGAACUUUUACAUGAUAGAUUGUGUACCGUGUCUCUGGUUAAUGACUGAUGGGACAGAUUCUACAACUGGAAUCCUUUUGCUAAAAAAAAAUCUAAAAAUGUAUGUUUUUGUAAAUAAUGUGAUUUUUAUGUUGACUCGUUACUUUUACACAGUAUACGUUGUUUUUUGUGUAGGUUUAUGUAGGUGUCAUCAAUGUGUGCAAUGUGAGUACAUAUUUAACUAUCGGUAUUUAGUUUAGUCUUAAUUGUACAUUGAGUUUAAGGAACCUGUAUAAAAGUGUGUAAAUGUUACCCAUAUUUUUGUUUAACACAUUUUUGUGCUUGUGAAAAUAAAUGUUUAUUGGUUA